CGUGAACGCACCACCCAUUUCUCGCGUUUUUGCGGCGUACGCAUGCUCCUUAGAACUCUGAAGGAAGCACACGCAACAUGGCCGAGGUGACAGCGGUAGACGGAGAUAAACUCAGCAAAAAGUCUGCUUGCUGACCGAGUCAGUUUAGACAGCAUGCUGUGUCUGGUCAGAGCAGCCAGGCAGCAGCUGUGCCAGGCCUAUGUGAUCAGGGGACAGUGGUAUAAACGUACACCCCCCUGUAUGGCUACAAUCCCAACUCAAAUUCAUGGGAACCGAUGGAGAGGUGACAAAAGUGAGCUGAAGAGGCGUAUGAAAGCUGAGAAGAAAGCUGCUGAGAAAGAAGCUAAGGUGAAGGACCUGGUGGAGCAAAAAAAGGAGUCAAAUGGCCCUGCUGCUGAAAAUGCCGCUGGACUGGAUGAGGAGUCCCUUGACCCAAAUCAAUAUUUCAAGAUUCGCUCCCAAGCCAUCGGGGAGCUAAAGGGCACAGCAGAGGAUCCGUACCCACACAAAUACCAUGUAGACCUGUCACUCACAGAGUUCAUUGAGAAGUACAAUAAUCUACAGGCUGGAGAUCAGCUGUCUGAUGUUGUUCUUAAUGUGACAGGUCGUGUCCAUGCCAAGAGAGCUUCUGGAGCCAAGCUGCUCUUCUACGACCUGCGAGGUGAAGGAGUCAAGUUGCAGGUUAUGGCCAACUCAAGAAACUACAAGUCUGAAGAAGACUUUGUGGCCAUUAAUAACAAACUGCGACGUGGUGAUAUCAUCGGUGUCCGUGGUAACCCAGGGAAGACUAAGAAAGGGGAGUUGAGUAUCAUUCCCAUUGAGAUGACCUUACUUUCACCAUGUUUGCACAUGCUGCCCCAUCUCCACUUUGGCCUGAAAGAUAAGGAAACACGAUUCCGCCAGCGAUAUUUGGAUCUGAUUCUCAAUGACUAUGUCAGACAGAAGUUCAUCACCCGUGCCAAAAUCAUCACAUACUUACGUAACUUCCUGGACCAGCUUGGAUUCUUAGAGAUUGAGACCCCUAUGAUGAACCUCAUCCCUGGUGGUGCUGUGGCUCGUCCUUUCGUUACUUACCACAAUGAGCUGGACAUGAACCUUUACAUGAGGAUUGCUCCCGAGCUGUACCAUAAGAUGCUUGUGGUUGGUGGAAUAGACCGGGUGUACGAGAUUGGCCGCCAGUUCAGGAAUGAAGGCAUUGACCUCACUCAUAAUCCAGAGUUCACUACCUGCGAGUUCUAUAUGGCAUAUGCCGAUUACCACGACUUGAUGGAAAUAACUGAGAAGCUUCUAUCAGGAAUGGUUAAACACAUCACUGGAGAAUAUAAGGUGACCUAUCACCCCGAUGGUCCGGAAGGUCAGGCCUAUGAGAUUGACUUCACCCCACCUUUCAGAAGAGUGAGCAUGACACACGACCUGGAGAAGAUAAUGGGAGUCAAAUUCCCUCCAACAGACAGCUACGACACUGAUGAGACACGCAUGUUCUUUGACCAGCUGUGUGCACAGAGAGGAGUGGAGUGUCCUCCACCCAGAACCACCGCUCGCCUCCUUGACAAGUUGGUUGGAGAUUUCCUAGAGGUCACUUGUAUCAACCCUACAUUCAUAUGUGAUCACCCUCAAAUUAUGAGUCCCUUAGCAAAAUGGCACCGGUCUGAGAAAGGCCUGACGGAGCGCUUUGAGCUCUUUGUGAUGAAGAAGGAAAUCUGCAAUUCAUACACAGAGCUGAACGAUCCAGUCAGACAGAGGGAGCUUUUUGAGCAGCAGGCUCAGGCCAAAGCAGAGGGUGAUGAUGAAGCCAUGUUCAUCGAUGAAACCUUCUGCACUGCUCUGGAGUACGGUCUGCCCCCUACUGCUGGCUGGGGAAUGGGCAUCGACCGUCUCACCAUGUUUUUAACUGACUCCAACAACAUCAAGGAAGUUCUGCUGUUCCCUGCUAUGAAGCCUGAUGACAACAAAUCAGCUGCACCAACAGAGGGAGCCCCUGAUGUCUGAUCACAUGACUAAUGAUCUCUGGCUAACAGACAUGUGCAGUAGUUAGUAUCAAGAGGAAACAGUUCAUUCAUUUGUUUUCGUUUUUUUCUUACUCUUAGUCUGUCAAAGGUGGUUUCAGGUUUGGUUUUUUGUUUUUGUUUUUCUUAUACUUCAGCUCCGUCCUUUUUGGACAAAUUGUAAUGCUCACCAUGCAUUGUUGAAAUUCCUGGUAUUUGAUCUUAUUGUUAGCUGAUGUAGGUCUGUCCAGAUCUUCUUAUGCUUUAUGUUUUUAAAAAGCUGCCAGAUUUAAGCACCAAGAACAUAAUACAGAGAUUUGUGACACUUUACUGACAUUGAAGACAUGUGAUCAGUAAAUCAACCUGUAUCAUCACUUUUGCCAGGUUUGUUUUCUGCCAAGACAUUUAAACACAUUUAUGAAUAUAUCUGAAUAAAAGGCAAAUUAAUUUACACAG
This is a messenger RNA of Cynoglossus semilaevis (tongue sole), 2441 nucleotides long. It is a transcript of the gene kars1, whose product is annotated as lysyl-tRNA synthetase 1. Gene Ontology annotation, molecular function: ATP:ADP adenylyltransferase activity; tRNA binding; ATP binding. The transcript has 15 exons. Bases 154 to 1989 code for a protein of 611 amino acids. Gene Ontology annotation, biological process: basophil activation involved in immune response; positive regulation of macrophage activation; lysyl-tRNA aminoacylation. Gene Ontology annotation, cellular component: mitochondrion; cytosol; nucleus. The record is from RefSeq and is a predicted model, not a curated record. NCBI's taxonomy places the organism in Eukaryota, Metazoa, Chordata, Actinopteri, Pleuronectiformes, Cynoglossidae.